Peromyscus eremicus (cactus mouse) is the source of this 1914-nucleotide messenger RNA. It is a transcript of the gene Znf641, whose product is annotated as zinc finger protein 641. The record is from RefSeq and is a predicted model, not a curated record. The transcript has 4 exons. NCBI's taxonomy places the organism in Eukaryota, Metazoa, Chordata, Mammalia, Rodentia, Cricetidae. Gene Ontology annotation, cellular component: nucleoplasm. The coding region runs from base 875 to 1777 and encodes 300 amino acids. Gene Ontology annotation, molecular function: RNA polymerase II cis-regulatory region sequence-specific DNA binding; DNA-binding transcription repressor activity, RNA polymerase II-specific. Gene Ontology annotation, biological process: negative regulation of transcription by RNA polymerase II.
GCAUCAUCCCAUUGGCUUGUUAGUUACCGUGAGCACUAAUGGUAUGUUUCUAACCGAAUAGAUUCUGUUUCUAAGGGAUGUAUCAUGGAUUUGUCAUCUGCGGGAUGGGUGGGGAAGUUCAGAAUAACUAACUUCUUUUGAGAAGAAAAUCUGAAAUCAUGCAUGAGAGUGCCUGCCUGUAAUUCCCAUUACCAGGAAGGCUGAGGCACAAGUGUUGUCUGAGCCCAAAAAUUUGGGGCCAGUCUGUGUAGCAUGGUAAGACCUGAUCUCAAAAAAAGAAAAUAGAAAAUAGAAAAAAAUCCUGGAAAAAGUAAGAAAAGAGGGCCCAAGGAAAGCUUGGAAGAGCAUAAAGUAGACAAGGUUGUGUAGAGUGUGGAGCUUUUAGGGAAGAGAAGAAAAGGAGGAAGAAUGCAAAGAACCGGAAAGAGAGCACAAGUCUAGAGACUAGUGUCAGCAAUAGAGACACUCGCAGAGCAUUUAUCAUGCAUCCUCUUUUCUAUUCACUUUAUAUAUACUAUGUACAUGAGAACGAAGCAAGCCUUCCGUUUUAUUUCGAGAGCACUGGGGCAGAGAGAGAUGGAGGCCUUUGGAUAACACCCCUGGUAAGCGGUGGAGCUAACAGUCGUCUGGCUCCAGAUUUGGGGCUUGACCACUGUACCGUAGCUGUCGUCAGCACACCCGGGAAGUAAGCGUGUUUUGUUCGUGUCAUGUUGUGUUGACAGAAAAGGUCAAUUGGAGGAAGGAGGCUGUGGUACAGUCUACGGGAAAGAAUGAGGAGGGCCUGGUAACCAUCAAGGAUGUGUCACUGUGCUUCUCUCAGGAGGAGUGGCGGAGCCUGGAUCCCUCUCAGACAGACUUUUAUGGAGAAUACGUCAUGCAGGAAAACUGCGGGAUUGUCGUCUCUCUGAGGUUUCCGAUCCCCAAACUGGACAUGCUUUCUCAGCUAGAGGGAGGAGAAGAACAAUGGGUCCCUGACCCCCAGGACUUAGAAGGGAGGGAUAUCCUGAAGGUCACAUACACAGGAGACGGAAGUGAACAUGAGGGUGAUACUCCUGAACUAGAGGCAGAACCUCCCAGAAUGUUAUCCAGUGUAUCUGAAGAUACUGUUCCCUGGAAUCCAGGGCAGGAGCAGGGCUGGGAGUCCAUGCCCAGGGGCUCCAGGGGAAUGCUCCCAAGGUCACCCUUUCUUCAGGAAGACAGCUUCUCAAGCCUUCUGUGUAGCUCUGGGAUGGAUUCUCUCUUAAAGCCCCAUACGUGCCCGCAGUGUGGGAAACAGUUUGUAUGGGGCUCCCACCUCGCCAGGCACCAGCAAACACACACUGGAGAGAGACCCUACAGCUGCCUCAAGUGUGAGAAAAGCUUUGGGCGAAGGCAUCACCUGAUCAGGCACCAGAAAACCCAUCUACGCGACAAGCCAAGCAGGUGUUCUGAAUGUGGCAAGAAUUUUCGAUGCAACUCCCAUCUGGCCAGUCACCAGAGAGUGCACGCGGAAGGCAAGUCUUACAAGGCCCAAGAGGUUGGAGAGAGCCCUGCAGCUGGGAAACAGCAGCCUGCCCCCCCAGUGCCAAAGUGCCACGUGUGCACCGAAUGUGGGAAGGGCUUCGGCCGAAGGCACCACCUCGUGAGACACUGGCUGACCCACACCGGGGAGAAACCCUUCCACUGCCCUCGCUGUGAGAAGAGCUUUGGCCGGAAGCACCACCUGGACCGGCACCUGCUGACCCACCAGGGACAGAGUCCCGGGAGCAGCUGGGACAGAGGGACAUCUGUCUUUUGAAACCUGUGUCUUCUGUAGCUAUGGUCAAAUCUGUCAGCCGGUGCUACCAGCAGUCACUGCCAGAGCUGCCUCUCUCCAGGACCCUGGUGGCCAGAGUGUGUCUUGACAGUUCGUAUGAAAACAGAAUUCCUGGGGCA